Aethina tumida (small hive beetle) is the source of this 1475-nucleotide messenger RNA. RefSeq names its product chitinase-like protein Idgf4. The transcript is spliced from 7 exons. Gene Ontology annotation, biological process: carbohydrate metabolic process; chitin catabolic process. Gene Ontology annotation, cellular component: extracellular region. Lineage: Eukaryota; Metazoa; Arthropoda; Insecta; Coleoptera; Nitidulidae. The coding region runs from base 55 to 1404 and encodes 449 amino acids. Gene Ontology annotation, molecular function: chitin binding. The record is from RefSeq and is a predicted model, not a curated record.
UCGCCGGUUCGAGCAACGCUUAAAAUCAGUCAGUAUUUGUCUCGCCACUUGAAAAUGUGGUGCCUCAAGAUCCUCGCCUUGGCCCUUGUGGCCGUAGCCGGUUACGCUGAUGCGGACAGCAAAGUUGUUUGUUAUUACAACAACAGAUCUUUCUUUAGGGAAGGACAGGGAAAAUUCGACAUCCCUUUCUUGGAACCAGCUCUUCAGUUCUGCACCCAUUUGAUUUACGGUUUCGCGGGCAUAAACGAAGUUAACCACAAGCUUGUGCCGUUGAACGAAAAUUUCGAUAUCACCAAAGCCAAUUACUUGCACAUUACCGAGCUGAAACGCAGAUACCCUGGACUUAGGGUGUUGCUGUCUGUCGGUGGUGGCCAGGAUGUCUCUGGGGACGGCGACGAGAAGAAUCUCAAGUACAGGACUAUCUUGGAAGCCGUUGAGAAUCGUUUGUCCUUUAUCAACGCAGCCAGAGACCUUAUCAAGCACUAUAACUUUGAUGGCUUGGACCUCGCCUGGGAAUUCCCCGAGAAUAAGCCCAAGAAAAUCAGAGGAAAGAUCUCUUCGUUCUUCUCCGGACUGAAGAAGAAAAUAGUCGGCGAAUCUGUAAUUGAUGAGAAGGCGGAGGAACACAAAGAACAAUUCACCGCCUUGGUACGCGAAAUCCGUAACAACUUCAGACACGACGGCCUCCUUCUGACUUUGUCCGUACUUCCCAACGUCAACAGUUCCGUCUAUUACGAUCCCCGUCAACUGGCUCCAAACCUAGACUUCGUCUCGAUUCAAGCCUUCGACUUCUACACCCCGGAACGCAACCCCAAAGAGGCCGACUAUCCGGCACCAUUGUACGACCUGAUCGACCGCAAGGUGGACGAAAACGGCGACUAUCAAAUCAGAUACUGGUUGAGCCACGGCUGUCCCAACAGCAAACUGCUCAUGGGUAUCCCGACCUUCGGACGUGCCUGGAAGCUGACCGAGGAUUCCGGAUUGACCGGAGUGCCGCCCCUACCCAUCGACGGACCGGCCGAGGAGGGUCCGUACACCAAAGAGCCCGGACUUUUGAGCUACCCGGAGAUUUGCGCUAAGCUGGCCAAUCCGCAGAAGCUGGCCGUUCAGUCCGGCACGCAUUUGAGGAAGGUUAACGAUCCGACCAAAAGAUACGAGAAUUGGACAGUUAGCGAUGUUUCAAACAGAUAUGGAACCUACGCCUACAGACUUCCCGACAAGAACGAAGAAGGUGGAGUUUGGGUAGGCUUUGAUGAUCCAGACACAGCAGGAAACAAAGCUGCUUACGCCAAAGCCAAAGGCUUGGGUGGCAUUGCCAUUUUCGACAUAACUUUAGAUGACUUCCGUGGUCUUUGCACCGGCGACAAAUACCCAAUUCUGAGGGCUGCUAAAUACCGAUUGUAAACUAUUUUAUUUGAUGUGAAUAUUUUGUUUUUGUAUUUAUGUUUUUAUUUAAUAAAGAAUUAUAAAUUAUA